Molecule: messenger RNA, 582 nt
Organism: Leptosomus discolor (cuckoo roller)
Lineage: Eukaryota; Metazoa; Chordata; Aves; Leptosomiformes; Leptosomidae
Source: RefSeq, a predicted model, not a curated record
CACCAGGGAAAAAUUGGAGUUAAAUUUAAUGUUGGAACUGAUGACAUCUCUAUUGAAGAGAUCAACGCAAUCAUUAAUGAUGGAAAAUACCAUGUAGUACGUUUCACAAGAAGCGGUGGCAAUGCCACAUUACAGGUGGACAACUGGCCAGUUAUCGAACGUUACCCAGCAGGAAACAAUGAUAACGAGCGCCUGGCGAUUGCUAGACAGCGAAUUCCAUAUCGACUUGGUCGAGUAGUUGAUGAAUGGCUACUCGACAAAGGGCGUCAGCUCACAAUCUUCAAUAGCCAAGCAACCAUAAAAAUUGGAGGCAAAGAACGUGGCCACCCUUUCCAAGGCCAGCUCUCUGGUCUUUACUACAAUGGCUUGAAAGUUCUGAAUAUGGCAGCAGAAAAUGAUGCCAACAUCGUGAUAGAAGGAAAUGUGAGACUUGUUGGUGAAGUGCCUUCCUCUAUGACAACUGAGUCCACAGCCACAGCAAUGCAGUCUGAGAUGUCCACAUCAGUCAUGGAAACAACCACCACUUUGGCCACGAGCACCGCUAGAAGAGGAAAGGCCCCGACAAAAGAACCUAUUGGUCAG